Molecule: messenger RNA, 3904 nt
Organism: Labeo rohita (rohu)
Lineage: Eukaryota; Metazoa; Chordata; Actinopteri; Cypriniformes; Cyprinidae
Gene: reps2
Product: RALBP1 associated Eps domain containing 2
Biological process (GO): endosomal transport; endocytosis
Cellular component (GO): cytoplasm; plasma membrane
Molecular function (GO): calcium ion binding; protein binding
Source: RefSeq, a predicted model, not a curated record
UGUGUGUGUGAGAGUGUGUGUGCCUGUACUAGAGCACCGCAGAGCGGACGCGCCUCCCUCCGCCACAGGGCCACGGAGAGGCCGUACGUCUGGACGCCCGGCGUCUGCGGCUCACGCUCGGGGAUGGAUCAGGGAUCCGCCGCGGGCACAGGAGGGACCUUUAUUUCCCUGAGCGACACUGAACAGAGAUGUUACUCCGGGCUGUACACGCUCUGUCAGCCCGACAGCAGCGGCAAACCGGCGGCGGGGAAAGUGGCGGAGCUGUUCCGGGCGUCGCAGCUGCCGGCCGAGACACUGCACCAGGUAACAGAAGUGUGUGGUGCUAAGCGGCUUGGCUAUUUCGGCUGCGGACAGUUUUACGUGGCUCUGAAGCUGAUGGCCGCGGCGCAGGCGGGUUUGCCGGUACGUCUGGAGAGCAUCGCAGGUGAACUUCCUCUUCCUGUGUUUGUUGGGAUAACGAAUGAGCCUGAGAUGCGUUACUCCAAUCAGCCCUUGACCAGUGAGAGCCAACCUCACAUCCUGGGCUCGGUUACAGGCUCCGCCCCUCGUCCCCCUGCAGACAGACCUUUACACAGACACCCUGAAACCAGCAUGGACAAACAGGAGGCGUGGUCUCCACCGCGCUCACCCGGCAUCUCCCCGCCGCGCUCACCAUCAGCCUAUCGCAGCUAUCCAUAUGUUGCACAGAGAAACGGAACAGACACGCUAUUGGCAUAUGACGGUAAAGUGCCGGGUCGUCCCAGCGUUUCUCAGGAAAACUCUUCUCCAAGUCACUAUUCUCUCAAACCGCAACCGGAGCAGCCUGUCAUCACACGCGUCGCGUCUGUGGAGCGGCUGGUGGAGCGAGUGGAGGUCGAUUACUCCGACGACCCCUGGAGGAUCACAGAGGAGCAGCGUGAAUACUAUACUAACCAGUUCAGGAGUCUCCAGCCUGACCUCAGCGCUCUCAUCAUGGGAACUGUUGCAAAAAACUUCUUCACCAAGUCGAAGCUUCCCAUUCCAGAGCUGUCUCAUAUAUGGGAGCUGAGCGAUGUCGACAAGGACGGUGCUCUCACUUUCCCAGAGUUCUGCACUGCCUUCCAUCUAAUCGUGGCACGGAAAAAUGGUUACCCUCUUCCUGAAACGCUCCCCGCCACACUGAGACCGGGCUUUGUGGAAUCAGGUGUGCUUAUGGUGCCACCGUCUGCGGCGACUGAACCUCUUAUUGUCUUUGAUGACAAUAUGAUGCCUGGAGCCAGUCAGCUCGAAAUGGGUUCUGUUGACCUGCAGAUGACCUCUAGACCAGGUGUGACCGCUAAACAGGACGUGAGAGAUGAAAGCAGGAAACCGGCAGAAUUCAGCCCAAAGAGAAUUCCAGACCCGCAUGAAAAGCCAAUACAGAGUGUCAGCACUUUAAAACCAGAUUCUCCACAAGAGCUUGAUGCAAACAUGAAGUCAAGAACACGGCCCAGGUCGUAUUCCAGCACCUCCAUAGAUGAUGCCAUGAAGAAGGUGGAAGAGCCGCCCACGCCUCCUCCUCGACCCCAAAAGACUCACUCCCGCGCCUCCUCUCUCGACCUCAACAAGCUCUUCCAACAGAGCGGUCAAGGUGCUAAAAGUGGCUGGUUGCCUCCAGCUCUCCCUCCACGACCACCAGCUACACAGAUUUUCAGUUUCCUCCCUGGCUCAGAGAAGAGUUCCCAGAAGGCCGUUCAGCAGCCAAACUUUGCAGAUUUUAGCAAGUUUAGGGAGGAGCAGGAGAGCAACGUGAGGGGAGGUCUGAGCACAGAGGACCUGACGCCUUCCAAACUGGAUUCUACAGUGAUGCAUCAAGGCCACGCCCCUCAGAAGCCUGUGCGACGAAAGCUCCACCCUGAAAGCCAGAGUGCCACGCCCCCCUCGGCCACGCCCUACUCUGCUGCAACAUUGACCAAAUCUACACAGAGGCCUCCACCCAAGCAGAAGAGAGAGAUCCAGAUGGCCAUAAGGAAGAACCGAGAAACAAACGCCGUCCUGACACGUCUCAACAGUGAACUACAGCAACAGCUAAAGGUUGUCCAUCGGGAGCGAGUUACUCUGGAAUCCCAGCUGGAGUUGCUGCGGCCCGUGGCGUCAACCUGACCAACACACGCUCGCUUUCCCUCUCUUUCUGUCAUUCUAUUGUCUGAUACUGUGAGCUGUAACUCAGUCACAUGACGGGAUACGCACUUUAAGUGACCAAACACUUGGGACGCCACAAACACUGUGUCAGAAGCACAGGAAGAGGAUUUUACCUCCGCGGGAGAACGUGAAGAAUUCUAGGAUGUUUGUUCGGUCAAAAUACUAUUUUUGCUUUGUUGGUUUUGGGUUUGAGUUUGUAUGUCCCUGUCUGUUUUACAGCAGAUUCAUGCUAACACGGCUAACCGCUAGUUACGCAUAUCAAUACAAAGGAAAAGCUUCAGUUUUUCACUUCAUUCCAGGAGAUUGGAAAGCAAUUUAUGGUUUUACGCAAUGGAUCUGGUUCUAUAACUGCACAAAUACAUUGAUUAAUGAUUGAAACUACUUGUUUGUAUUUUUGUUACAUAAUUUAAUAAAAAAGAAUUAGUUUGUGGCUGAUCCUGUUCCACCAACAAUAAGCUUAUAAGGGUGAAUAUCAUAAAAAAAAUCAAGAAGCAUUUCACCCCAAAAACAAAAGAAAAAAACUGAUUUAGAAUUAUAAUAACGAAGUCGUAAUAUAUAUUUUCAUUUCUAUAUUUUAAGAUAUACUAUUAGAUAUUAUUAUAAAAAGUUAUAUUUCUUAUUUUUUAUAUUUUUCAUAAAUAAAAAUGUGCAUAUAUAUAUAUAAUAUGCUUAUAUGUGUGUAUAUAUAUGCACAUUUUUAUAUAAUUAUACGUUAUAUAUAUUAUUAAAUAUUAAAGUUUUGAUGCAUAUAGUAAAGUCUAUUAAGAUUUGUUUCAUGACAAUUAAGUCAAUUUUAAUCAUUAAUUAGUCAGCACAAAAAUUAACCUGAAAUGUAAAAUGCUUAAUUGUCAUGAAAAAAUAAGCUUAUUUUAAACUUUAAGAAAAUAUUUUAAUAUUUUUUUCUUUAUAUAUAUAUAUAUAUAUAUAUAUAUAUAUAUAUAUAUAUAUAUAUAUAUAUAUAUAUAUAUAUAUAUAUAAUUUUUUUUUUUUUUUGGUUUUGGGGUAAAAAAAAAUGUCGCUUGACAGUUUUUUUUGUGUGUUUUGCCCAUGAGGAACACUGUUGAAUAAUCAUUACUUUGUGUGACGGAACAAACAGUUGACAAAAAUGGGUGUGUUGUAGAGACUCUUUAAAUGUGAGCGUGUUUGUGUUCAUGCAUGAAGAUGAACGUUUACACUGAAAAGACGUUUAUUUUUACACGGCUAGUUCUGACGGCAUGUUGUAUGUGAGUAGUUUGACAGUACAGGACUGGUUACGACUGGAAUGUUAGAAUAUGUAGACGUACCUGUUGAAUGCCACAUUAACCUCAGACCAGUGAGGGCGAUUCAGUGAUUGUGCUUGUAAUGUAUUACAAAAACCAUCCAUCACUGUUUUUUUUUUUUUUGUUAUUUUAACAUUUUCUUUUAUUGCUUGCCAUAUCCUCAACUAUUACUUUUCCGUAAUUUCUUAAGCAUUUAUUACUAUACUAAAAAUCAUUUUGGGGGGUAAUUAAAGUAAUUAUGAAAUGACAAAAUGGCUGAUUGUUUAAAAAAAAAUGCAUCAAAUGAAAACCAGCGACUGUAUAAAUGUCUGUUUUUUUUUUGUUCAAAAGUGUGCUAAAUCUUUUCCUAUGCAAAACAUAUUGGUGAUUUUGCGGGCCGAGCUUGUUGUGGGCCGUCUUGUGUGUUUUUGAUACUGAAUGAGUUUCUCUUACACUGUGUUCUGAUGCAGGAGUGUUCAGGAAUGUCCUGUCCAUGAGUGUGUUAAUAAACCAGUGGAAUUAUGGGA